CGGGGCUCCCACGCGCACGCGCGUACGAGCAGCUGCAGCACGAAAGUCAGACGAUGGGACAAUAUGUGCUUUGCGAGCACUAUUCUUCAUUUGCUGUUCAACCAGCAAAAUCUUAGGAACUUUAUUGACUGCGCUUGUUCCACCAUUCACCUAAAUGCAAAAUUUGCCAGCAAGUUUGAGAGGCAGAAGUAUAGAUAUGAGCAGUCACCUAAACCACUACCAACUGAAGAUAUUUUGCAAUCUCAAAGCUGUAAGGGACUGGUCGAUAAUUGUAACAUAUACAAUUAGCUAUACACAGUUUUGUAAUACUUUUCAGACAUCAGUAGACUUUUGUCACCUGGAGAACAACACGAUUCCCAUGAGUUCUUGGUUUUUUGUUUGAUCUCUUCUUAUGGUGUGCAUACACUUGUAUCGUUGUACGUGCAUGGACUCUCUACUCCAUGCAACCUGUGUAAACAUGUGCAUUUGGUGAAAAUGGUAACAGACAAAGG
Molecule: messenger RNA, 491 nt
Organism: Geodia barretti
Lineage: Eukaryota; Metazoa; Porifera; Demospongiae; Tetractinellida; Geodiidae
Source: the annotation of a GenBank genome assembly